Messenger RNA from Vidua macroura (Pin-tailed whydah), 1457 nucleotides. RefSeq lists its product as uncharacterized. Gene Ontology annotation, molecular function: aspartic-type endopeptidase activity. The transcript is spliced from 3 exons. The coding region runs from base 603 to 1385 and encodes 260 amino acids. Lineage: Eukaryota; Metazoa; Chordata; Aves; Passeriformes; Viduidae. The record is from RefSeq and is a predicted model, not a curated record. Gene Ontology annotation, biological process: proteolysis; viral process.
CCGGUGGGUGGGUCGGGACACGCCUCCUCCUCUUCUGCCACUGCCAGUUCCCACUCUACCGGAACCAGGAAGAAGCCUGGCCGGAAGCAGGCCAUCCUGGCCUGUCAGAAGCACGGUCUCCGGGACCCACCGGCCAGGGGGAGGCACCGUGCCCUAACCCAGCCUGCUUCAUCCUCGGAAGAGGAUGAGGAGAGUGGCAGCCCCCAGCAUUCCAACAAGUCGGGGGGGGGGGUUGGGCAAAGAUCAGAGAGGAGGCAAUUAAGGAUGGGGAUUUGGAAUUGGCACGGGACUUGGGCAGCUUUGCGGCACCGGUCAUCCUCCGGCGGGGGAGGGAGCCAAAGUGGGAGCAAAUUCCAUACGCUGAGGUGAAGGAGUUAAGGAAGGCUGCCAAAGAUUACGGCAGAAACUCGCCUUUCUUUAAAAAUGUGCUGGACUUAACAUUUGCUGGACGUUUGCUAGUCCCCCAUGAUUUAAAGUAUAUUGCUAAGGCACUGUUUUCUCCCACCGAAUGCGACCUCUGGGAGAUUCAUUGGAAAAAACUGUUGAAACCACUCCUGCGCAAGUAUGAUCUCGCAGAGGUGGUGGGAGUGGGGGAUGAGGCAAUGGAAGCCCUUGCUGGAGAAGGGGAGUUCAGCAGUCCGGAGGACCAAAUUCUACUAGCACAGGAGCUGCUUCAGGACAUAGCAGCAGCGGGAAAGGAGGCACUCCUGAAGAUACCGGAUGCGACAAGGGUACCAGCCAGCGGGAAACUGGCGGCGGAGCGCGAGGAGGGGCCGCGCGACGACACCAAGUGGCCCUUCUCAGCAUCCCAGCCUUCCGACCAUCAGGGAGGACGAGUGGCCGCGCGGCCAAGUCCAGCAGUUCAGCGCAGCCACGAGGACGGACUCCGCCUCUUCCACCGGACAGGUACCCUAAAUCAGGGCAAUCGUCGGGUCCUCCGCAGCAGCGUCACCAUCUCUCUCCAGGAUGAGUACCUGACGAGAGUUCCUGCUGGGUUCCUGGGCCCCCUCCACGACUGUCGGGACACCACCGUGCUCAUCUUAGAAGACUCUUUCAACAUGCCGAAUGAAAUCACCAUCUUACCUGAGGGAAAGUCGGUGCAGAUGCGGCUCAUGGCAGACACAGGAGCUGAUGUGACCAUCAUCCCCCAGGCGAGGUGGCCCAGCGACUGGGAGCUUGUGCCCCCUUGCGGCAGGAUCUCUGGUGUGGGCGGAGCGGUCCACUCUCUGAGGAGUAGGCAUCUUGUGUGCGUGGAAGGUCCGGAAGGACAAUUGGCAACGGUGAGACCUUUUGUUGUCUCUUCAAACAUACUAUUAUUAGGAAGGGAUGUUUUAUCCCAAUGGGGAGCCCGCCUCGACAUCCCUAGCCCUUCGUGGGAUUUUUAGUGUGGGCCACUGCAGAGCGCACUUCCCCACCCUUGACCUGGAAAACCAACACACCGGUCUGGGUGGAUCAGU